This is a messenger RNA of Diorhabda sublineata, 1790 nucleotides long. RefSeq lists its product as uncharacterized. The record is from RefSeq and is a predicted model, not a curated record. Bases 126 to 1739 code for a protein of 537 amino acids. Gene Ontology annotation, biological process: regulation of mitochondrial mRNA stability. Lineage: Eukaryota; Metazoa; Arthropoda; Insecta; Coleoptera; Chrysomelidae. The transcript has 8 exons.
GAGUCAUCUAUCAUUAUUCUUAUGUCAUAAAAAUGUGUGGUUACGAAUUGUUUUAAUAGAAUUCUUUUAUUAAAAAGUUAAUAUAAAUAAAAUGUAAAUAAAUAUUAAAUACUCGUCAAAUAAAGAUGUUUAAAAUUACAAAUGCAUUUCUACGAGGCAAUAGAAAUAACGGUUUGGUAAGGUUAAAUUUAUUAUCCUCGUCGUCGUCGCCUCAAUUGAAAAAACCCAAUACUACAUCCGCGUUUUCGGAAAAUGAAGAUACCGAACAAUCAAACAAACUUUCAAAUAGAUCAAUGGUGGCAGCAGCUUUCGCAUCUUUAAAUUCAAUGGAAAACAAUUCGGAUAUUAAAACCCCCCAAACUGACGUUAAACUUUCAAACGCUACCAAUAUCGAAGAACUGCUAUCGAUAUCUGAAGGUACCGGAAUAUCCAGAAGAUACGCGUUAAAAGUCGUUUCGAUAUUAUCCGAUUGGUCGGCUACGGGUAAAGUGAACAUAUCCGACUUCGAAUCGGAUCCGAGAUUCAUUAAAUUAUGUCGGAUUUUAACCAAAUCAAAUCAAUUAACGAAAAAUAUUAAAAACGGUUCACGUAGCGAAGAUUUAUCCACUGUCCUAAGCGUCACGGCAGACGACGAAGCCGCAAAAAUGGUCGCCAACAUCACUUUAGCGCAAAUGGUUAAAGUUAUGUCAACUUUAUCUCAAAAGAAACGCCGAUCGACGUUGUUGUUACGAUCGUUAUCUUAUAAUAUAACGAGAAGUACGGAUCAAUUGGAUUUGAAACAGUGCAGCGACUUACUUUAUUCGAUGGCGACGUUGAAUUUCAUCGACGAUAAUUUGUUAUCGAGGGUAGCGGGCGACGUUGCAGUCGAAUUGGAAAAGGAGAUCAAGAAGAGUUCGUUGAUCGGUUCGAUAUUGACCAGUAUGGGACUUUUGAAGUACAAAAAUCCAGCUUUAUUGGAUAGUUUGAGUGAAUGGAUAUUGAAAAAUCAGAGUUUGUGUCGUCCGCAGGAUGUUUUUAGUUGGUUGAUGACUUUGGCUGUAUUAAAUUAUAAACCUCAUAAUUGGGAGAAGAUGUUUCAGGUAUUAUCACCUCAUAUAACAAUUUCGGAAGCGGGAAAACCAUCGGUUUGGUUGGACAUCGUUUGGUCUCUAGUUUUACUCGACCAAGCGACCGAAAAUCAAAUCUCCACAGUACUCGACGAGUCUUUUUUAAAACAAUUAGAACCCGUCAACUUAUCGACGAAAUUGAAAUUGAUAAACGUCGAUGCAGCGGCAGAAUAUCUCUUCAAAAAAUACGAGGGUAGUAGGAUAUCUUCGAAUUCGAUUAUAAGAGAUAUAACUCUAGCCCCGGCUAGAGAUAAAAACGAAAUGGUAAUAGCCGUUUUGGAUACGUUAAAAAAUUUGAUAAGUUCGGAUAAAUUGGUAAAGACGCGCGUCGAUACCGGAUGCGGUUUUUUUAUCGAUGCGGAGUUCGUUUUAGACAAAAAUUGUACCCCCCUACCCUUCGAACAGGCUAAAAUGAAUAAAAACGCUACAAGAGUGGCUCUACUGAUUUUCGAUUAUCACGAUAUGUGUAGAGGUAAAAUAUCCCCUACCGGUACUAAUGAUUUCGCUAUACGAUUAUUAGAUACGAGGGGAUACAAAAUUUUAACAGUACCAUUUACCGAAUUUAAAUCUAGGGAUAAACUAGUGCAUCGAGCGCAGUAUUUGGAAGCCAAACUUAAAGAAAUUGUUAAUUGAAUUGAAAAAAAAAUGUUUAUUAGUUGUGCUUAAAUAAAAGUUUUCAUAAAU